AUGGAGGGCAGGCAGAUCCCACUUCAGCCCCGGGUGCCAGUCCAGAGACAGAAUAAGAGAGUCAAGGGCAACCCCCAGGCCCAGGCCCAGAAAGAGUCCGAAAAGGCGAUGCAGAACGCCAGGAAGGUGGAGCAGGAGAAGCAGGGCACGAGCCAGGACCCCAAGGCCCUAGAGUUUAACGGCAAGCAUCAGAGAGCUGAGGCCGACGUAAAGGGGAACCCCAGCAUAGAUGGUGGCACCCCUGAAGAGGUAGGAAGAAAAGCCUUGAACGUCAGUGAGCCUGAAGAGAAAAAGGCGGCCCGAGCGGUAGCGGCAGAUAAGCCCCCCAAAGCACAGGCCCUAAAUAAGCCUAAGACACCAGGAGACAUUCUAAAUGGAGUCAAAGCCAAGCCUUCUGGCUCUGCCGCUCAUGGCCAGGAGGACAGAGAGCCAGAGAAGCACGGCAGUGCCUCUGACAGCAGCUACCCAGGGCACAAGCAGCAGAAGCCCAGAUGCAGUCUCCCCCGGGUCGGGGAGAACUUCCACCUAGCAAAGGCCAGCAUGAUGUCCCGAGUGCCCAGGUUCCCCAUGUUACAGCAGAGGUUCGACAACCUUAAGCUCACUGGCAGCAACCACAGGGGCAUCAGAGUAGGCAGCCCGAGGCCUCCAAUUUGGAACCCUCGGAGCUGGGGGGCAAGCCCAGGCCACAGCAGAUUUGGGCACGGUAACGCCCAAAAGGCCUUGCCUGCCAAAGUGGGCCUGAGCAGCCCAAAGCUGGACACAUGGUCCAGAAACAAGCCCACACCCCCCGCUGUCCCCAAAGAGGAGACCUGGGGCCUUUUCAAACAGCCAACUCUUUUUCCAGGGAGCAACUACACUGUCCCUGAAGUCACUUAUGCCAGCAAGGUUAAACAAAACCUGCACAAGGUCCCCAAAACCUUCAUUUCCUCGGGCUUGACUUCAGAACCAUUGCCGUUUCUGUCUCCAACAUCCACCUUGGUGGGCUCUCCCAUCCUACCACCUAGCCAAAGGCUGACCCAAGUGCCUGGGGCUCCCCUGAGACCAGUUAAUCUGCUGAGCUCUGAGAACAGGCCUGAACAGAACAUCCUUCCAUUCAGUAACCAGCCCCUGCCUUUGGAGACUUGUCUAAUGAAGUGGCCCAUGCCUAACCUUAAGUCAGCGAUCCCCAAAGUGAGUGUGAGCUGCCAGGCCAUGGAACAGAGCUUCAUUAACCGCCCCCCCAUGCUGACAACUACACCCGAGGACCUGAUGCCAAACCCUCGGCCCUCCCAGCUAGAAGCCCAGAAGCUCAGGGAGAUCGUCAAAAACAAAUGGGGUUUAUCAUUCAUCAGCGAGAUCGACCCUGACCCCGACACUGCCCAAGAGGCCGCACCAGAGGCGCACGUCAAACAGCCUCCGCUGCCAGACAAGUGUCCCACCCCCAGCCCUCUGGCUUCCCAGGAGACCGCAGCAAAGCCCACUGGGGCUGAGCCCCCCCAAGGUUGUGAUGUUGGCAAAUGGCUCACCCCACAAGGCCUGGGGAGCAUCAUCAAGCCAGCCGUUCUGAAGAGUGCGAGCACGGAAGCCCUCAUUCCCCCCGUGCCCGGUGCCCAAGAUGACCCGAAGGAGGCAGACCUGAAGAGCACCGGGUCGCUCAUGCUUCUCCACACUGACGAGCUAGAUUCUUCCGAGCCCUUUACCUUGAGCCUCGACCCCAACUUGAAGGAAGCAGAGGAGAGGCAUAAAUGGGAGCCGUUCGAUUUCAGGGCCGCUGUGGAAUACCACAUUGCCGAAAUGAAAUCCAUCUGGGAUCUGCAGAAGAAAGACCCCAAAAAAGUGGUCAUUUAUGACGAGUCUUUGGACUUAUAA
Molecule: messenger RNA, 1848 nt
Organism: Monodelphis domestica (gray short-tailed opossum)
Lineage: Eukaryota; Metazoa; Chordata; Mammalia; Didelphimorphia; Didelphidae
Product: FMR1-interacting protein NUFIP2-like
Cellular component (GO): nucleoplasm; cytoplasmic stress granule
Molecular function (GO): RNA binding
Source: RefSeq, a predicted model, not a curated record